CGCGACGGCUUGUCAUUGCGCAGGCAGCAUCACAAGAUGGAGACCAACGAGGGUCAACGGUCAGCAGCCCAUGAAAUUGCCCUGGAAAUGUUCGCCGGGCAGACAGAGGGGACGGAGACUGAAGGCAGCAGCAGCAGCAGCAGCAGGAUACCGGUCAUUGAUCUGACAGGUCAGUGACGCACACGCACGUACUGCAAUGGCAGGUCCCUUUUUCUGCACAGGUCCGCCUGAGGUAGUUCGUCGGCAGAUAUGGGACGCAGCGGCCAACGAGGGCUUCUUCCAGGUCGGACAUCCAUCAACAACCACUCACUCAGACACGCAAGGGCGUGUUUGUGUUUCUGCACUCCAUUGGUUGUCAGGUAGUGGGUCACGGCAUCGACUGGGCCCUUAUCGAUGAGCUCUUCGCGAUGGCCGAGGCGUUCUUUGAUCUGUUCGGUGAGUGACAAUGGCUGGCUGGCUGGCAUGCACGCAAAUGGGUGUGUGAAUGCAUGAGUGUUACGGUGUUGCCUUCCUUCAGAUAAGGUGGAGGGUCAGUAUGGCUACACGACGUCAGCCAACGCCGGAUGGGAGAAGAACUGGCAGCGGAUCUGCAAUUCCGUCACUCCCAGCGACCUCAAAGAGUCAUUCCAGGUACUCACUCACCGCAAUGCACACACGGGCCCUGCACGCCAUUAGGUGUGUUGUUGGUUGUGUGCAGAUGACGCACCACACGGAUUUUAUCGAGGGCAGCCCUCUGUGGCCAAAAGAGCUGCCGCAACUGAAACAACAUGCAGCCCGAUUCAUGCAGGUCCGUCCGCCACACACACUGAUUGGACACACGAUUCGUACUAAUGCUUUGUGUCUGCAGGAGGCCCAUCGCGUGACGUUGGUGAUCCUGUCCCACAUCGCCGUCUCUCUUGGCCUGCCGCCGUCCUUCUUCGAGGCCCACCUGGACUGGCGACGGCCUAACCAUCAGUCGGGGCCGCGGCUGCAUAAGUAUCACGAUGUGACGGACACAUACAGGCACUUCCCACCCAACACACACCGGUGAGCAGCCACCCACCUGCACCAGAGGCCAUGUGUGGCAUGUGCAGCUGUCUGUGUUGUGUACACAGAAUCGCCGCCCACACAGAUUGGGCAUUAUUGACGCUGCUGUUUCAACGGGAGGGGCAGGGCGGCCUGCGAGUCAGUUGAAUGAGCGGGGCACACAGCCACAACACAUGAUGUCAUGUGAUCUGUUGCUCAAUGUCAGGUGUGUCCGGGCAUGUCGGUCUUGUCUCAGAGCAACCAGCAGCAGCAGCAGCAGGGCGGCACGAAGGAGCUGCAGUGGAUCGGUGUGGAGCCAAUGCGAGACGCCAUCUGUGUCAACAUCGGCGACAGCCUCAAGGGGUGGUCCGACGACCAGCUGCAGAGCACCUUCCACCGAGUGCGGCUGCCCAGAGAGGGCGAAUGCACCGGGUAAGUGAGUCACAAUGGCUGGCUGAGGUCUCAUGUUGUGAAUUGUGUUGUGCUGUCUGUGUGGUGGGCUGCUUAAGCAGGCCUCGUUAUUCGAUGGUGUAUUUCGCGCAGGCCAACAAGGACAGCAUCAUCCAGGGGCCGAACAGAACAUACCCACCCAUCAGUGAGCUGACCAACACACAGGGAACCAACGGUACGUAGAGAAAAGGGCGAUGGAAUGGCCGUGUGUGUGGUUUGUGCAGGUGCCGGUGACUUCAUUUGGCAACGGAUCAAGAGCACAUUUCCUGACAGAGACGCCAGCUGACAGACAGGUGGACACGUGAGGGCUGUGUAGGUGGCCGCCCAGACGCAUGUGUGUUGGCGAU
Molecule: messenger RNA, 1802 nt
Organism: Vitrella brassicaformis
Lineage: Eukaryota; Vitrellaceae
Source: the annotation of a GenBank genome assembly